CCACCCCACCAUCUCUGCCACGCCCUUCGCGACCACGCCCACCUGCCUCACGGCCCCUGCCCCGUAGCUCGCGGCGCUCGCCCAGCCUGACCCUCUCGUGCCCCUGCGUCUACGCGCGGCCCCCUCGCUUCCUGCCCCCUUCUCACCCCCCUUCAUUGGCUACUUGUUCCCACCCUCCAUGAUCCUGUUCCUUCCGAGGGCGUCUUAGGAGAGCUGGAUCCUGCACGCACCCCGGCCUCCUCUCCGACCCCUUCCCAAUUUGGACCCAGGUUUUCCAAUGAAAAUGUAAUUAUGUAAAUCAGUAAGCAUUUGUAACUACGAAUAUCACAAAAAUAAGCUUCAAGUCUGGAUUUAGAAGUGAAGCAUGCAUUUUAAACAAAGAAUUGCAAUGCAAUUGAAAAAACACAUUGAUCCCAGAGCAGAGUGUGGAUUACACUGUCACUGGAAAAAUAAGAAUUGAGAAGAAGGAAAAGACUGGAAGAUGCAGACUUUGGUUCCUGUUAGUGGAAACACUGUAAAGUCCCGGUAGAAAUGGAGAAGAAAAUGAAAUAAAGCAGCAGUUAUGAGGCAGAGCCUAAGAGAACUAUGGCAACAUCAGGUGACUGUCCCAGAAGUGAAUCGCAGGAAGAAGAGCCUGCUGAGUACAGUGAGGCCGGUCUCCUGCAGGAGGGAGUACAGCCAGAGGAGUUCGUGGCCAUCGCAGACUAUGCUGCCACUGAUGAGACCCAGCUCAGUUUUUUGAGAGGAGAAAAAAUUCUUAUCCUGAGACAAACCACUGCUGAUUGGUGGUGGGGCGAGCGUGCGGGCUACUGUGGGUACAUUCCAGCAAACCAUGUGGGGAAGCAGAUGGAUGAGUACGACCCCGAAGACACGUGGCAGGAUGAAGAGUACUUCGGCAGCUAUGGGACUCUGAAACUCCACUUGGAAAUGUUGGCAGACCAGCCACGAACAACUAAAUACCACAGUGUCAUCCUGCAGAACAAAGAAUCCCUAACGGAUAAAGUCAUCCUGGACGUGGGCUGUGGGACUGGGAUCAUCAGUCUCUUCUGUGCACACUAUGCGCGGCCUAAAGCGGUGUAUGCGGUGGAGGCCAGUGAGAUGGCACAGCACACGGGGCAGCUGGUCCUGCAGAAUGGCUUUGCCGACAUCAUCACCGUGUUCCAACAGAAGGUGGAGGACGUGGUACUGCCCGAGAAGGUGGAUGUGCUGGUGUCCGAGUGGAUGGGGACCUGCCUGCUGUUUGAGUUCAUGAUCGAGUCCAUCCUGUAUGCCCGGGAUGCCUGGCUGAAGGAGGACGGGGUCAUUUGGCCCACCAUGGCCGCAUUGCACCUUGUGCCCUGCAGUGCUGAUAAGGACUAUCGUAGCAAGGUGCUCUUCUGGGACAACGCGUACGAGUUCAACCUCAGCGCUCUCAAAUCUUUAGCAAUUAAGGAGUUUUUUUCAAAGCCCAAGUAUAACCACAUUUUGAAACCAGAAGACUGUCUCUCUGAACCGUGCACUAUAUUGCAGUUGGACAUGAGAACCGUGCAAAUUUCUGAUUUAGAGACCCUGAGGGGCGAGCUGCGCUUCGACAUCAGGAAGGCGGGGACCCUGCACGGCUUCACCGCCUGGUUUAGCGUCCACUUCCAGAGCCUGCAGGAGGGGCAGCCGCCGCAGGUGCUCAGCACCGGGCCCUUCCACCCCAUCCUGGACACGCGUGGCGGUGGAGCCGCCUUUGGGGCCCAGCAGGCCUUCCCUUUGAAACUGGGGUGGGGUUGGCUGCCCCGCUCUGGCACCUGCCCCGCCCUGGCACCUGCCCUGCUGACUCCCCAGCGUGAUGGCCCCACGAGGGGACCCCGGCUCCAGGGAGGUCGCAGACGUGUGGAGUUGAUGCCCUGGCCUGGCAUGUGGUCCCCAUCACAAGAGUCCUGUGGUAACCUCUCUAGUGCCGUCACCGAGUGGAGCAUCACACACUGGAAGCAGACGCUGUUUAUGAUGGACGACCCAGUCCCUGUCCGUACUGGAGACGUGGUCACAGGUUCAGUUGUGUUGCAGAGAAACCCAGUGUGGAGAAGGCACAUGUCGGUGGCUCUGAGCUGGGCUGUCACUUCCAGGCAAGACCCCACAUCUCAAAAAGUUGGAGAAAAAGUGUUCCCAAUCUGGAGAUGACAGUUGAGGCUUUAUUUGGAAAGCAGUGUGCGUAUCCUGAGGGGUGACGAACACAAGCAACCCAAGAUGCACCUGGCUGCUGCACACUCCUGCGAAGUCGGUGAACGUUCACGCCACAUUGACCCCUCCCCAGCCUGGCAGGUGACGUCAGGGCCCUUCACAAACACGCUUGGGCUCGGCAGGAGCUGCCGUGGCCACCCCCGCUGCCCAGUGUCUGCCCUCUAGAAGUAGGCUGUGUUUCUAGGUGUUCACCCGUGGUGUCCACAGUGCUGACCCGUGGCUAGGUCAGAGCUCCAUGUUCCUAAGCUAGGUCUAGGUCCACACUCCUAGAACGCCCGCAUAUCAGCCUGUGUACCCUGUGACAGUGACUGUUCCCGCCUCCUGUGUUAGUGGUGCCCUUACUGCCAUCGCUCAUCCACUCGUGUGGGAUGUAGGAUUGCACAGGGCUGUGCCAGUGCCGUGUAGGGAACACCGCCCUGGCUCAGCGCGGGAGCUGAGGUGGCGAUGCACGCGAUGGGACUCUGCAUGGGAUAGUUUUGUAGACGUCUUCCAAAUGAAUUAUGUGUUGGCGCAUUGCACAUGCUCAAUAAAUAUUUUUAAAUGAGUGAA
This is a messenger RNA of Cercocebus atys (sooty mangabey), 2757 nucleotides long. It is a transcript of the gene PRMT2, whose product is annotated as protein arginine methyltransferase 2. Lineage: Eukaryota; Metazoa; Chordata; Mammalia; Primates; Cercopithecidae. Gene Ontology annotation, molecular function: protein-arginine N-methyltransferase activity; protein binding. Gene Ontology annotation, cellular component: nucleus. The record is from RefSeq and is a predicted model, not a curated record. The transcript is spliced from 12 exons. The coding region runs from base 586 to 2148 and encodes 520 amino acids. Gene Ontology annotation, biological process: peptidyl-arginine methylation.